AUGUUAUCGAUUAUUAAAAGAAUCCAAAUUGUGUCAUUAUAUCUAUUGUAUCUUUAUAAGAUGAGUUAUUCAACAGAUCUAUUGGAUGGAUUCGAUACACUCUACAAGAGAACAGAGGGUGUUCUCAAGUGUAAUCAGGAGAUGUCAAACUUCUUCAGAAAGUUGUCUACCCUCGAAUCCGACUACUCAAAAGCAUUGCUAAAGUUGGUUAAAUCAACUGGUCAAAAGAAAUUAAUUUCAAAUCCUUUCCUUGACGGAUCACUGAAAGAAUCAUGGAGAAUAACAUUAGGAGAGUUAGAGUCAAUCGGAAAUCAACACGCUACAUUUUCAAACUUGGACAAUGAUCUUGCAAAUAUUAUAGAAAAGAUGGUUAAAGAUAAAGAGAAUGUUAGAAAGAAGUUAACUGCCGAUGGUCAAAAGUUAACAAAAGAUAUGAAGACACAAUUGGACCUUUUGACAAAGGCUAAAAUGAAUUACCAUAAACUCUCAAAGGAGGCAGAGUUGGCGCAAACCACCUUAACAAAGGGACAGGCAGAUCCAAAGAUGAAGCAAGACAAGGUAUCUCAACUUAGCACAAAGGCAAGCCAAGCCUCUGAAAAAUCGAAUCAAGCCGACCAAGAAUAUAGAGAAUGUCUUAACGUAACCAAUGUUAAGCAGAAUGAGUACUACAUGAAUGAGAUGCCAAACUUAUUAAAGGAAUUCCAAACAUUUGAAGAAGAUCGUAUUAGUCAAACUAAAGACGCAAUGCAUAAGCUUUCUUUGUAUAUUAAGGAGAUUCCACCCGUUGUAUCACAUGCCGCCGACGUUGUUCAACAGGCCGCUGAACAAGUUGAUAAAGAUGCUGAUAUUAGACAAUGGGUUGCCGAGAAUAAGACAAAUGUAACUCCACCUGGACCAAUCGAUUAUUAUCCAUUCGAGGGUGAGGCACAAGCUUCAAACUCACCAUCAAACUUUAGAGUUGGAACAUACAAGCCACCAACCAGUCAAACUAAAGAUUGGGGAUUGACACCAAAGGACUCUGGAUUGACACCAGAUCAAAAGACUCAAAAGUUAGAAUCACAACUAUCAGAGAUUUCAAAUACAAUUAAACAAGAGAUUCAAGCACGUGCUGGUAUCGAAAAGUUGAUUCAAUUCUAUGCAAACGAUCCAAAGGAGCAGAAGAAGGCAGAGGGUGAGCUGAUGGAGGCCGACAAGAAGAUCAAUGCCCUCAAAGAGAACCAGAGAUUAAUUUCACAGCAAAUGGAGGAGCUUGGAAGAGCACCUGCCGGUGCUGGUGGCGACUUUAACGGAAGUGCAAGCGGUGGAAUUAGCCAGCCUUCCGCCAAGCUUGUACGUGUACGUGGACUUUACGAUUACGAGGCUAGUUGCGACACAGAGUUGAGCUUUAAGGAAGGUGAUAUUCUCUCAGUGACUGAACAGGAUUCGAGUGGAUGGUGGUUUGCUGAAUUGAACGGAUCCACUGGAUUCGUCCCACAAAAUUAUGUUGAACUUUACGAAGCCUAA
Heterostelium album PN500 is the source of this 1503-nucleotide messenger RNA. RefSeq lists its product as uncharacterized. Gene Ontology annotation, biological process: actin filament polymerization; vesicle organization; signal transduction. The transcript has 7 exons. Gene Ontology annotation, molecular function: phosphatidylinositol binding; microtubule binding. The record is from RefSeq and is a predicted model, not a curated record. The coding region runs from base 1 to 1503 and encodes 500 amino acids. Gene Ontology annotation, cellular component: plasma membrane; vesicle; cytoplasm. NCBI's taxonomy places the organism in Eukaryota, Evosea, Eumycetozoa, Acytosteliales, Acytosteliaceae.